UUCUGAAAACGAAGCGUUUUGUGAAUCGAGCAGCAUUUUCGGAUGAAGACAUAAAUUAUUUUUUGUGUGCUAUUGUUCGUUUGUCGGAAAUAGUUUAAUUGUCUAAUAAUUUGUUUAACAAUUGAAUUAAUUGUUAAUUAUUAUUAUCAAACAACAUUUUUAAAAGACUACACCGAAGAAAGCUUAUAAAUUUGCUCCACCUUAGCAUCGUUUUUGUUCUAUUCCUGUGUAAAUACUUGGUAUUUCAAUAAUGGAAGGAGGAGGUGUGUUGACCGCGGAACGUAGUCCUGCCCGCGCUAAUUUACACGUUGCUUUUACUGAGAAAGGGGAAGUAAAAGAACGUCGAGAAAAAUUUCUCACAGCAAAGUAUGGUUCUCAUCAAAUGUCUCUUAUUAGAAAGAGGUUGGCUGUUGAAAUGUGGUUAUUUGAUGAGCUUCAAAAGCUUUAUGAAACUGUGAAUGAUACGGGAAAAAGUCGAGAAGUUGAAGUUGAUAUUGAUGAAUUGCUUGAUAUGGAUAGUGAUGAUCACAGACGAAGUUUUUUGCAAGAACUUCUUGUUGAUGCAAAGAAACCACCUCAUGAUGUUAAAAAAUUCAUCAAUGAUUUACUGGAAAAAGCAAAGACUCUGUGAGCAGUUAAUAUUGACUAUGGGGUGUAUAUCUUUAUAACGAAUUUCAAAAUUGAUGCAUGUUUCAAAUGCCAAGGCCUUUCAAUAACGAGUUUCGGGUUUCUGCUUCAAAAAAAAGAAAAAAAAAACAGCGAACAAAUGUUAAUCAACAUUUUGAAAAAAUCUUCUGGAAGUCAGUAAUCCUUAAUCGCGCCGAAAUAUGAAUAUCAGUAUGUAUAAUUUUGACAAAGUUUUAUUCGAGUACGAAUUGUUUCAUAUUGAAAACAAAGGUCAGUACUUGUGGUGAACCAUCGAAAUAUUUUAGUGAAUGAUUUUUAGAUAAUAUAAUUUUUGUGCGCAUCGCACAAUAUAUACACCGCAGCUACUAGAAUACAAAAAACUGCCUAAUCACUGAAUUUUAAAGUGAAUUUUUAGAAUAUAUUAGUCGAUUGUCAUUGUUAGAAAACAAAUUAAGGCCAGUAACCCCAAGCAGAAGGUUUUGUUUUCACCUUGAAAAAAAAGGUUCGCCUUUCGUUUUAUAAUAUAACAUUAACGACAAAUGAAUGUGUGCGGUUGAGAUUUAAAUACUAUAAUUAUUCUCGCGACACAGACUUGCCAAUUCGUUAUAAUAGAAGGUACAAAGUCAUGACGAACAAAAGGAGUCUUAAUUCGUACUCUUUAUCAUAUAUAGUAUAUAUUAAGUGUUCUCAUAGGUACAUAUGUUAACGAAUCAAAACUAGUUUUGACAGUAAAGUUUUAAGUAGUGGCACUUAAGUUUUUAUUCAUUCACAAAGACAGUCGUUCUACUUUUUUUUUUUAUUUAUAUAUAUGAACACCGUCUCACCGAAUAUUAGUUACUUCCAAUGUUUUAGAUAAUUCAGUGCGAAUGAAGUGCCAAAUAGCUGAUAUUUAUCGUGUGCAACAAAACACCAGAAUUUUACACUGUCUCAUCAAAAAAAAAAAAAAAUUUGCAUUAGAUUCUUAGAAUUUCAUCGUAUAUAUCAUUUUCAUAUCAUUCAAGUGAAUUUAUAUAUAUGGUGUUAAAAAAAAAAUUAUCGCAUUCCCGAAGAAAAGAUCUCAAAGGUUUUUGGUACUUAAAAAAAUUACAAAUAUUGGUACUUAAAAAUCAACCGUAAAUGGAAAGUAAUUUUAAUAAUUUUUCAUGAAACAUAAGACUUUUUCAAACCGUCCGAUUUUUAAAUCGAUAUUCAUCAUGUUCAUAACGGUUUUCUUUCUUUCAUCAUUAUAAAAAUUAAGUUGUGAUAGCAUUUUUUAAAUUCUCUGAUAUUGUGUAAAGCCUUUGUAGAUCUUUAUUUUCUAGAUGAAGUCAUUCCUGAAAUUAUAAUCACAUAUCUUAAUUACAGCACACCAUAUCUGGCUCUUGAAAAAAAAGAAAAGAAAAUAGGCUCGUUAUAUUUUCGAUAGCUAAGGAAAUUUCUGAAUUUGAAAUUUCUGGUGCUGUUCCUAAUUUUUUAUUAGGAACACAGCUAAAUCAAGUGCUCGAAUAUCUUAUUGUUGAUAGUUUUCAUUAGUUUAUUACUGAUUGAAUGUUUUUAAAAAUUCUAUUUAAGCCCCUAUUGUUAGUUGCGACUUUUAGGAGACAGUUUCUUAUAUUAUAUAAUGAUCUCUAUAAGAGAAAAAUUUUUUAUGGGAAAUGAUCCUGUUUGAACCCAGUAGUGACCUAGUUCAUUUCUUUCUUCGUCUAUUAGGUAAGAAAAUUAUUAAUCUCGAAUCAAGCGUGAGCUUUAGGCGAAAUUUUUUAAUUUAAUAACAGCUUUGCAUUAUAGAAACGCACUAAAUACGUUCGUUGUCAUUAUAGAUAUCUGUGUGUGUGUGUGUCUUUUCUUUUUUUUCCUGUGAAUUUUAUAUAUCUCUUGAAUUAGAAAAAUUAUAUAAAUUCAUGUAAUGAAUCAAAAUGUCGUUAAAAUUUGCAUAGCUUAUCCAAAGUAACAUUUAAUUGUUAAAUUAAAUCAAAGUGUUACGCUAAAUUAUUUAUAGUCAUCUUAAAUUACAAAGUUUAAAGACUUUGUAAUCUGUUUUAAAACUUUAAGAGACUUUUAGUGUGAAAAAAAAGUUUUUAAAAAACACUGGAACAAUCCAAAGAUCAUUUUAUAUUUUAGAGAAAUCCAAACACGCUUCCUUUUUUUAUAAGAUGUAUUUUUAUUUGAUUUGCAUGAUCUCGUGCAUUUUUUUUAUUGCAUUUAUUAUACAUAAAUAUGUUAGGUAUAGGAAAUUGACAAAAUUUUUUUUUUUGAAAUUCAUGGAUAAAGAUCUAACAAUUAGAUUAAAAAUUGUCAUCACAAUAUGGUGCUGUUUUCUUUGUCAUUUUCCUAUUUCAACGACUGUGCAUUUGUAAUAUUUAUAACUUAAAUUAUGUUUGGGCAUUAUAAUAUGUACACUUUUAGAUGAUAGAAUUUUUAAAUAAUAAUGAACAAGAAUUUACCCAAUUCUCUUAUAAAACAAGACUUUUGCAUUGAAAUUAUUUAUUUUAAUUAAUUUCAAAUUGUAAAUGUCAAUUUUUCAAUUGUGGUAAUAUUCUUUGCUGCGUUCUUCGAUUUUUAACAUAAUUUUAAAUGAAAAGAAUUUUUUUCUUAAUUUUAGAAAAUUGUGUAGAAAUACAAAAUCUAUGCAAAUACUUAAAAAAAACAAUCGAUAUUUACAAGCUGUAUAUUUUGUUUGGAAAAUAUUUUCAUACCGUUGUAUACACAGCUUUUUAAGAUAAGUGACACGUUAACUGCCAUUUUUUAAAAAAGGAAUCCCAAAAUUUUUAUAAUCACUAAAUUCGUUUGUAUUUUUACUAUUAUACUAUUUAGAUUAUUGAUUCGAUUUCAAUUAUAUAUUAUUAACUUCUACUGAUAUAAUUAUACUUUUACAUGACAUUUUAAUCAUAAAAAAAUAGUAAGAUGAAAGACGUAAAAAUAAAACAUUUGAUAUUAACACAUGGAACUGCUCAAUUAUACAUUAAGAAAAAAAAAAAAAAGAUAUAGAAAUAAGAAAUAAUUUUUGGCAGUUAACGUGUGUUAAUCUCAUAUUAAUAUUUAAUCGUUGCUCAAACAAUAAACGGAGAUGAAAUAAAAUUAGUUAUUUGUGAAUUUAUAAAACUGAAAUUGUCAUCGUAUUUCUGUAUGUCUACAACAAUAUUUUUUAAUUAAGCUCAGGGAAAUUUAGCCUAAUGUACUUUUUUUUCUUUAAGACAAGAAAAAAAAUUAUUUUAGGCAGAUUAUUUUCCGCUUCUAUUUAUGUAACUACUUCCGAUUAUUUACAUUUUUUCAUAAAAAAAAAAUCAUCGCCUAGCACCUUUAUAUCUUUGAAAAUUAUGGGAAAAAGAGCACACAAGUUUUAGCUUCAUUUAUACACUCAUGCCUUAAAAAUAUCGCAUACAUAUAUAUAUAUAUAUAUAUAUAUUAUAUAAUCGAAAAAUAGUGAGUUCAAAAAAGUGAAUGACUGCAAUACUUUUGAAUUUUUCAAAAAUUCGUAUAUAAUAUUUCCAAAUCGACGAGGAUUGAUGAUUUUGUUUCUCGAGCAAAUAUAAAUGUAUUUCGCACAAAAAAGCUCGACUUCCCUCGUUGAUUUUCUAAGAUUUACAACUAUUAUUGUGCUGUGAUAUAAAAAAAAUCCGAUUCUUUGGCGAUUACUUUGUGAGUUAAUGGAAAAAUCUAAAGUAUUGCAAUAAAAAAAUAAUAAUAUUAAUAAGUGUACUAAAAAUUGAUAAAAGCGUAGAAUGUAAAGUAAAAAAAAAAAACAAAAAAACAUUGCAAUAUUUACUUUAAUAGGCAGUGGUGAACAUGUCGUAUUUUCUGAUUUUUAUACAUGUGUGUAUGCCUGUGAAACAUAUUUAAAAAAAAAAUUUCGAAUGAAUAGUACGGAUAUAUCACGGUAACAAAGUCCAUUUUUUUUAUUUCUUGAAUGCAAGAACAAAAGUUGCUCUUAUUUUCACAAUUUUAUUGAACUGAACUCUAUAUUCAGGUGUAUAAUCCAUCAACGAAAAAUUUUAUUUACAUUUUAUGCAAAAUUAAUAGUUGCAAUAUACAUAUACAAAUAAACAAAAGAAUCUGAA
This is a messenger RNA of Leptopilina boulardi, 4664 nucleotides long. RefSeq names its product protein phosphatase 1 regulatory subunit 14B. Lineage: Eukaryota; Metazoa; Arthropoda; Insecta; Hymenoptera; Figitidae. The transcript has 5 exons. The coding region runs from base 251 to 631 and encodes 126 amino acids. Gene Ontology annotation, cellular component: cytoplasm. The record is from RefSeq and is a predicted model, not a curated record. Gene Ontology annotation, molecular function: protein serine/threonine phosphatase inhibitor activity. Gene Ontology annotation, biological process: regulation of phosphorylation.